GUUUUAACCCGUGGGUUACCGGGUCCAUCUGUACAGUACAAUGGUCGGUGGUAAUAGCAGAUAUCAAACCAAUCUCACUGCGCUUUUAGCAGCCGAAAAGAAGCAACUGCUGUGGGCAUCCACUUGUUGAAGUGUUCGGACGGUGGAGAUAAAUCUCGUCAGUGUGGAGACUGAGACGUCGUCGCCAUGGAUGGUUCGCCAACCCUGGAGACCAUCCCGCCCUAUGCUGUAGCGACGGACAGCCCGACAGUGAUGGUAGAUAACGGGACUGUAGAGAUGGACGGGAGGUCGACCACGCCCACCGCGCCCAGGAUACCCACACAGACCAUGUCUGUCCUCAAACAGCUGUGGUCCCUGAGAGCUGUCAUCAUCGUGUUCCUCGUCCCCAUCAUCCUGAUGCCUCUACCGUUGGUAGAAAACUCUACAGAAGGAAGAUGCGCCUAUUUAAUCAUCGUAAUGGCCAUCUUUUGGAUUUCUGAAGCCAUCCCAAUUGCUGUGACGUCACUGAUCCCGAUUUUCCUCUGUCCAAUGAUGGGUAUUCUUACAGCGAGACAAGUGUCAGCCACCUAUUUAAACGACACGUCCAUGCUGUUUAUCGGAGGUCUGAUUGUAGCUAUCGCCAUAGAGACGUGGGACCUACAUAAACGGAUUGCGCUCCGAGUUCUCAUGCUGGUCGGCGCCGAACCCAGAUGGCUAAUGGCUGGUUUGAUGUUCGUCACGUGGUUCCUGUCGAUGUGGAUCAGUAACACAGCGACGACGGCCAUGAUGAUCCCGAUAGUACAGGCGAUCCUGCAGCAGCUCAAAGACAGCGGCAACCUCACCGGCCUGGACGGCAAAAACAUCGGCAGGAAGGGCACACAGCAAAACUUUGACAACAGAGCAUACGAGGUAGAGAUGGAAGACAUCCCACUGGACGAGAAAGCUGCCGCCGCUGCUGCUACUAACGCUGGUGGUGAUGCCGCUGUUGACGAUACCAAACAGGUUGACGUCACACACAAACACAGCACAGACAAUGACCUCACCGAGGAAGAGCAGGCCCAAGAGGACGCCGACCACCUGAGGAUGUGCAAGGCGCUGUCCCUGGCUGUGGCCUACGCCGCUAACACCGGGGGGAUCGCGUCGCUCACUGGAACCGGACCUAACGUCGUGCUCAAGGGCCAGUCAGACAUUAUUUUUGACGAACGGAAUAUCCCAAACCCGAUCACGUUCGCCACGUGGCUGAUCUACGGACUUCCGCUCUCGUUCAUCGUCCUCAUCGUGCUGUGGAUCUGGAUGCAGAUCUUCUUCCUCAGAUGCAGAGGCUUCUGUAGCUGUUUCCGGAGAAAGACAGACGGAGGGACGGACGACAGUGAAGUUAAAAUAGUCAUACGAAAGGCAUAUACAGAUCUGGGACCAAUUUCGUUCGCUCAGAAAGUCAUCAUCAUUCUGUUUAUCAUGCUGGUCAUUCUGUGGAUCACCAGAGAUCUCGGCGGAACUGGAGGGUGGGCUCCAUCUUCCCACCAGGGUUUGUCUCUCUUUCGACUCCCGAUAGCUUUUCAUCAGUGUCCUCAUAUGUCUUAUUCCCUGUUACCGUCAUCCGUGCCUAAUGUCUUCUGCUUCCGCAAACCUGGACGCUUCCGCAAACCUGACGAUGAAAGCAAGAGCCAGCUGGUGCCUAUCUUGAACUGGAGGAAUAUACACGAGAAGAUGCCGUGGUCUCUGUACCUUCUUUUGGGAGGAGGUUACGCAUUGGCUAAGGCAUCAACGGAGUCGGGCCUGUCGCGAUGGGUUGGUGAGCGGCUGACAGUUUUUAGUAGUCUCAACCCCUGGCUCAUGCUGCUCAUCCUGUGCUACAUCCUGACAUUCGCCACCGAGGUCACCAGCAACACCGCUAUCGCCACUCUCAUGAUGCCAAUCCUCGCCCAGCUGGCAUUGUCGCUGAAUGUGAACCCAUUAUUCUUCAUGUUUCCGGCAGCACUGACCACGUCGUUCGCUUUCAUGUUGCCAGUAGCAACGCCACCGAACGCAAUAGUGUUUUCCUAUGGACAAGUUCGAGUUAUAGAUAUGGUGGCGUGCGGUUUCGUCAUGAACGUAGUUACUGUGCCAAUCCUCGUCUUCGCUACCAUCACCUGGGGCAACGCCUUCUUCCACUUCGACACCCUGCCCGACGGCUUCAACGUCUCUAUCCCCAUUGCGACGACAGCGACACCGUUAAUAUGUCCGACGCUGGCUCCUGUGAUAAACGCCACGCUGGGCUCUGUGAUAAACGGAACACUAGCAUCUCUUAACGGAACUGUGGGAUAGAGGUUGAAUACUCGUGUCGAAUACAAGGGAACAGCCCGUGUAUCGCAGAAUGUUGUCACCUAAUAAACAAAAUACACAUAUACACAUAUACACACAGAUAUACAUACAUACAUACAUACAUACAUACACAAUUAUACAAACAUAUAUAAACAUACUAGUACAAUGUAUUACCGUUGUGAGAUAUAGAUAAGGCAAUUAUAACCCAAGAGACAGACACAUUUUGUUUUUAGGGCCGAGGUGUACCAAGACCCUGACAAAACAUUUUGGCCCAAGGAUUGGAGUUGCCUUACAACGGUGAUUGAUUCUUUUUCUUGUCCAUUUACUUACAGUAACAAAACAUUAAUUAUGUAAGCUAAGGUUUGUUUAUUCUACUGUAGUAGUGUUGAUAUAAAGUGGCAGUAGCUAGUGGGAAUUUCCCUAUUAGCCCUGUUCGUAGAGCGCUGAACUCUCGUACUGAGAGACCGUGGUUCGAAUCUUCUCAGUGGAGGUUGGUUUUUAUCUGUUACAUUUGGAGCCGACGUAGGGCUAAUAGGGAAAUUCCCACUAGCUACUGCCAGUAUGAGCACUUUAUAUCAACACUAUUACACAACAAUUCAUAAACAUUUCACCUACAAACUCAUUUAAUCAUACACGGGGAAAUAUAGUCAACAUUAUGCAACGACAUAAAAAUGUAACAACUUCAACAUAAAUAUAAAGUAAAAAAUAUUAAUUUGUUUAAAUAGUUUUAAUACAAUGAUCCAGCUUGAAAUGGCAAUUUGAGGAAUACCUAAUUCAACAGAAUUCUGAAAAACCGCGGCCCUUACAAAAAACCACAAAACGUUUUGUCCCAUGGGUUGGAAUUGCCUUAUCUAAACGUCACAAUGGUGAUAGAUUCACACACACACACACACACACACACACACACACACACACACACACACACACAACCUGAAAGCCAGGCUAUAAAACCAAUAUACAGCUACAAAGUAGAUUUACAGCAAUCAUCUUUCUCACUUCAGCGCGACGAAACUGACUUUAAAAGCAACCAGCCAUUAUGAUAUUUAUAUUUAUUUUAUGAUGUAUAUAAAUAUAUGAAACUAUUUUAUGUUAUAAUAAAUAUUUAUUUUUUUAUAUUUAUUGUAGUGAAAUAUUGUUGAUAUACAAAUGUAGAAAACCCC
Gigantopelta aegis is the source of this 3440-nucleotide messenger RNA. Its product is annotated as solute carrier family 13 member 5-like. NCBI's taxonomy places the organism in Eukaryota, Metazoa, Mollusca, Gastropoda, Neomphalida, Peltospiridae. The coding region runs from base 187 to 2283 and encodes 698 amino acids. The transcript has 16 exons. Gene Ontology annotation, molecular function: transmembrane transporter activity. Gene Ontology annotation, cellular component: membrane. Gene Ontology annotation, biological process: monoatomic anion transmembrane transport. The record is from RefSeq and is a predicted model, not a curated record.